CAGUUCCACUUAAAACAAUUUCCUCUGAUUUCUUUAAGCCGUUACUCCUGGACACUUCAGCUGCUAGUUUGCUUUGUUUCUAUGCCUAAAUAUCUCCUUGCUCAGGAGCUGUCAUUUAUUUUACAAGAUCUUUUUCCUGUGCUGUGUGAGACACUGAGAAUCCAGCCUUUGGGACAAGAAGGGAAUUAAAAGAUGAAGAAAUGGCAAAUGUUUUUCAUUCUGGCCACCUGGCUUCCAAUGCUGUUCGCAGAAAGUUGCAGCGAUAUUCCUAAGGUUGACAACAGCAUUGCAGUUUUUUGGGGUGCUGAUGAGGGAAAACAAGUCACAUACACGUGUUCCAAUGGUUACCAUCUCUUUGGAGAAAAAACUCUUUCUUGUGCGUCUUCCGGGGAGUGGCAUGCACCUGCACCCAUCUGCAAAGCUGUGACUUCCAGAACUUCCGAACCAGGCACAGAAGAUGAAGAAAGUGAAGCAUUAGUAACGGAGGAAAUAAUACAGAGUAUUUCUGCAGCUGUGGUUGAAUAAAUUGCUUCCUGGUCAUUUUAGAGGAGGAGUUAAUCAUUCAGAGAUAAGCAGGUAAUGUCUGGGUGCAGGACGGGCUAGAGUGGUAAAGUCAGAGACACCACUUCAUCGUUCGGUAACCAAAUAGACCCCAGCACAUGCUGCCUCUUGCUGACAAUCAUCUAGAUAUUUAGCCUGGACAGAAAUGUGGUAACUUCCUUGCUAGGUCUGCACAGAAGAGACUGUGACACAAAGAAAGAUGAUUUCACUAAACCCUGCCAUCCCACUGUUACUUGCCGCUGUAUUCGUUGUUGCUGUACACAGUAAUUGUCCUGAACCACCGCGCUUCAAUUUUGCUGAGCUGAAGGAGGACUACAGAAAUACGAAUAACUUCCCUGUUGAUAGUAUAGUGGAAUACAACUGCCGCUCUGGAUAUGUCAAGACGUACAAAUCUUCUCUUCGGUGCAUGGCAAAUUCUCAAUGGACAACCACCUUAGAAUUUUGCAAGGCAAGAACAUGCCCUCACCCUGGAGAGCUAGAAAAUGGCAGACUUAUUAUUCUAACUGAUCUUGUAUUUGGUGCAACUGUAAACUUCACCUGUGAAGAGGGGUACAGACUAAUUGGAACGGCACAAAGAAAAUGUGUGCUUGAAGGAUCACAAGUCACAUGGGACAAAGAGAUUCCAUACUGCCAGCUGAUACCGUGUCUGCCUCCGCCAGACAUAGAGCAUGGGACACAUACUGGGACGACCAUGGAGGAAUUCAACUAUGGAACAUCUGUCACUUACCAGUGUGAUGCUGAAAAGAGAGGACAGGUGCCUUUCUCACUUAUCGGAAAGGCCUCCAUUCACUGUACAACCACGGAUAAUGUCAACGGACACUGGAGCGGGCCUGCCCCUCAGUGCAAAGCCGUUCGGUGUGAACAGCCAAAAGUUAACCAUGGAAAACAGCUGAUUGGAUAUAGUCCUGUCUACACCUACAGAUCCUCUGUUAUGUUUGACUGUGAACACCGUUACACCCUCAAAGGCAGUAGUGUAGUUCGGUGCAACGAAAACAACAGCUGGGAUCCUCCGUUACCAGAUUGUGAGCGAAGUAGCUGUGAUGACCCGCCUGUCAUUCCUAAUGCUUCUCAAGAUCAUUCUCACAGCACAUUGUUUCCAGCUGGGACUGUUGUGACAUAUAACUGUGAGAGAGGUUAUGAAUUAAAACCUGGAAUAUCCUCCGCAAGUGUUACCUGUCUAAAUGAUUUUACAUGGUCAAAACACCAAAACUUUUGUCAGAGAGUUCGAUGUCCAUAUCCAAACAUUCCCAAUGGAAAAGCGACACUUAGGUACGGAUCUAGAAAAGAAGCAUAUGAGUAUGAGGACAGGAUUACCGUGGCAUGUAAUGUUGGUUACGCUCUCAGAAACAUUGAAACACGGUAUAUGUGCCAAGACAGUCGUGAAUGGGGUCCUCCAUUACCAGUUUGUGAACCACUUUGUGAGCGACCUCCAUCCAUCUCUGAAGGACGGCACGAUCGUGGAAGGAAUAGAGUUUUCUUUGUGGGCUCAAGGGUGACCUACUCCUGUAACCAUGGUUGGUCACUUGUUGGAGCAUCCAUCAUUCAAUGUACAGCUGGUGAUGGGGGAAUUCCGCACUGGGACAAACCUACCCCUGAGUGCAAAGAGAUUCUGUGUCCCAUACCGCACAUUGAAAAUGGAACAUUUGAAAUUCAAGAGUUUAGAUUUGGACAUCAAUUCAACCAAAUAAAGUAUAAUUUAGGCGUCUCCAUUAUAUUUAAAUGUAAUCAUGGCUUAAGUCUCAAAGGAAGUAGAAAGAGCAUAUGCAGUGACAAAGGAACAUGGGAUCCUCCAUUUCCGGUUUGUUCCCUUGAGAGGUGUUCCAGCCCACCAAAAGUCGACAAUGCUGACCCAGAAGAAAAGAGAGAGUUUCGGGUUGGUACCAACGUGACCUAUUCCUGUGUAACUGGUUACAUGCUCAUCCCUGGAGUAUCUCCCACCGUGACUUGUCUUCAAAACUUGGAAUGGUCCAAAAUCACAAAGAUUUGUCAGAAGGUCCAUUGUCUGAACCCAGUGAUUAGAAAUGGGAAACAGAUCACUGCACGUGAAAAUGAGACUAUGUAUGGAGACGUGGUUGAAUUUCAAUGUGAUUUUGGCUACAUCCUCAAAGGCAGCAAGUUGAUUGAAUGCCAGGCGAAUGGGACGUGGCAUCCACAAGUGCCGUCUUGUAUUCAGGCUGAGUGUCCAAAGCCAGAGGUGCAAAAUGGAGAAGUGGUCAAUCCGUUAGAUGAAAAAAAGCAGUACAACGUGAAUGAAAGCAUUGCUUUCAAAUGCUCUCCAGGGUACCAGUUUUCUGGCCUUUGGUAUCAGAUGACAACAGACAGCUUGAAUGUUACGUGUUCAGCUAAUGGCACCUGGAUGGUGUUACCUACAUAUUCAGCUAAUGGCACCUGGAUGGUGUUACCUGAGUGUAAGAAGCAAAGUAAUCAACCUGUAUGCAAGAUGGCUCGCGAGAGUGUAAAGUUUCUCCAAUGUGGCGUGCCGCUGACAGAAUUGAUAACCCUUCUGGAAGUGCAGAAACUGUAUCUGGAGAUUAAGAAACUUAAGCAGGACCUUCUAAAACCACAGUGACUAGCUGAAAUCUGUGAUCCAUGACUGUGACAAAUGGUCUCCUUUGGAUGCCGUUUGUAUAAUUACUUUGUACAUGCGAUGAUUGUUACUAUUUUCAGUGAACUUCCGAGUCCCUAGUAAUCCAAGAAGAGAUUAGCCGGUAUAUCAGGAAUCAGAUUUGUUUGUGCUGGGUUCAAUUUUUUUUCUUUUUUUUUCAGGCUCACACAUGUGAGUCCCCAUUUGAUAUAUCAGGGAUUCCAUCCUCUUAUAUAUUUGUGGGGGGUGAAUUCAGUUUCCUUUCCAUUAGGAAAGUGAAAGCAAGUGGAGAGAAAUUAGAUUAAAAUGCAUGAUCAUAAACUUUCAAUUGAUGCAAGCUUUGGACAGGGAAACUUACCCCAACAACUUGGGCCAUUCAGAAAUCAGCCACCUGAUGCACACGGUAUAACCCACACAUAUUUAAAAUAGAGAAUGGCUGUGUAACUGCCUGAUUUCCAUGAACCUUAAGGGCAACUGUUCACAACCCCCUGGCCCACUGAGAAAACAUAAGGCUUUUAAAGGCCUAUUUUCAGCCCUCGCCUCUUAAUACAAAAGUUAACAGUUUUCCUUCCCAAACAAAACAAAUCUGGUUUUGGUUGACAUCAGGGCAAAUCUGGUUUUGGUUGUAGCGUUUCUACGUUCUCACGCACGCUCCCACAAAUAGAGGGUGAACAUUUCACUGUAGAGGAGCAAUCGGCUGAGCCAUUUCCCAGGGCCCAGUCAGGGAGGGGGAAGUUCUCUAACAAGUGUCUUUGUGAUCAGUUAUUUCUGCCCUGCAAGGCUACAAUAAAAGUGCAACUUGUAAAAAC
Messenger RNA from Pelodiscus sinensis (Chinese soft-shelled turtle), 3954 nucleotides. The record is from RefSeq and is a predicted model, not a curated record. NCBI's taxonomy places the organism in Eukaryota, Metazoa, Chordata, Testudines, Trionychidae.